Molecule: messenger RNA, 1474 nt
Organism: Chrysemys picta bellii (western painted turtle)
Lineage: Eukaryota; Metazoa; Chordata; Testudines; Emydidae
Source: RefSeq, a predicted model, not a curated record
AUGCUGAACUGCACGUGGACAGUUUAUUCCAUUUCAGGAAAUAGGUUGAAAGCUGUGAUCAGAGACUUGGUAACAGAGAAUGCAAGAGACUGCAUUUGGGACUCUUUGAACAUCUAUGAUGGCCCAAAUCACUCUUCAGGGCUCCUCGCUAGUUUAUGUGGCCAAAAAAAGUCUCUCAGCCUGUUAUCAAGCAGCAGCUACCUGACUCUACAUUUCAAGACGGACAGGUCUGUGGGGAACAGAGGCUUUAAAAUUCUGUUUGAAGAGGUGAAUCAGUGGCCAGCACAGAAGAGUAGGAGUGGCAUAGAACUUGAAAGCAAAUACAAAUGUGGCAUUUCAGUGGUGGAUCCAUUCCCAGUGGACAAGUCUGAGAUGAAUGUGAAAGCAGUCAGUGAAGAGCCAGGCAAGCCAAGGGUGGUUGGGGGCAGCCCAGCACUUCAAAUGUCCUGGCCCUGGCUGGUCAGUCUACAAUACGAGAAUGAGCACUUCUGCGGAGGCUCUCUGAUUGCUGAGAAGUGGGUCCUAACAGCUGGACACUGUAACUUCAGUGCUCAGACAGACAGGAUAGUUCUGGGGAAAACCUAUUUGUUGCCAAACCUAAAAGGCAACAACCCUGUCCUUGUGAAAGCUGUGCACACGCACUAUAACUUCAGUGGAUUUCCUUCCAGCAAUGACCUCUCUCUCUUGGAACUGGAGAAACCCAUCAAACUCGGAGACUCUAUAGCAAUAAUUUGCUUACCAGAUAGGGAUGAGGAAAUAAGCAUUGAUGCAAGAUGCUUAACGGCAGGAUGGGGAGCAACAGAACCGGGCAAGGAUGAAUACUCCAUCAGGCUGCAGCAGACAAAUAUACCUCUCCUCUCCAAUGAGGCCUGUGUGAGCUACUGGGGACAGGAUAUUAAAAAUACCAACAUUUGUGGUGGAGCUGCUGGAGCAACUGCUUGCUCGGGAGAUUCUGGAGGGCCACUGAUAUGCAUAAUAAAUGGUUAUUAUAAGCUGAUCGGCGUUGUGAGCUGGGGCAGUGAUAAUUGCCAUCCAAAGUCACCAACGGUUUAUACCAGAAUUUCUGCCUACAGGGAUUGGAUUUCCUCAGUCACUAAUGGAAAAGUGUGAUUGCUGAACUGAACUCUUAUUUAUUCCUUUUUAAAUGGGGAGGAAUGUGUGAAAUAUGCCUGGUAAAAAUACCCAAUAAAUAUGGCAGCAUCUGUCACAUACCCUGAUUUUCUUUAAACAUCUAAAGUGACUCUGCUAUCUCAGCUGUCUUCUUCUAAUGGUAAAUCUAACACUCUGGCAACUCUAGCAUGAAAAAUCCAUCUCCCAAAAGGUGUAUGUACAUGAAUACACAUCUCUCCUUACAUGGUUAGCAUUGCCAUUAUUAGGGCCAAAUUCUCUGCUGGUUUAAAUUAGUGCAGUUCUUCUGAAGUCAAGAGCUGCAUUAAUGUACAAACAAUGUGUUUGUUUAUAAAUAAAUAAUAAA